Molecule: messenger RNA, 1319 nt
Organism: Venturia canescens
Lineage: Eukaryota; Metazoa; Arthropoda; Insecta; Hymenoptera; Ichneumonidae
Product: odorant receptor 9a-like
Exons: 9
Coding region: 1-1173 (390 amino acids)
Biological process (GO): detection of chemical stimulus involved in sensory perception of smell; sensory perception of smell
Cellular component (GO): plasma membrane
Molecular function (GO): olfactory receptor activity; odorant binding
Source: RefSeq, a predicted model, not a curated record
AUGGCAAGCUUGUUCAAUCAUUCGUUUUACAAAUGGAAUAAAAUAGCUUUGAUGAUCAUUGGCACUUGGCCGGAACAACCGUUCCUUGUGAGGUGUCUCAUACCGUGUUUCAUAUGUGCCAAUGUGUUGAGUAUGAUUCUACCUGAGUUCGUUUACGUGUCGAAUGCGUGGCCAAAUCUGGACGUUUUUUUGGAGUUGUUGGCACCUCUCUGCAUUUUGUUACAAGCAACAGUGCAUUUAUUGAACUGCAGCUUCCAACAGGGAAAGCUGAAUGCAAUACUCGAUCACAUAUCUUCAGACUGGAAGCGUUUUGGGAAUUCAGGUGACGGGGAAGUCCUCCGCAAUUAUGCUGAUCACGGAUCCUGGAUCACGAAAACAUAUUACGGUUGGAUGUACUCCGCGUGUACCUGCUACCUCAUAAUGCCUUUUUUGAUGCCGAUGGUUGUAGAAUAUUUCGUACCUUCGAAUACCUCAACUGGAAACAUUUACCUUUUCAACGCUUAUUAUGGUGUAAACUCUGAUGACUAUUACUGGUUCAUACUUGGCCACAUGGUUUGGGAGUCAUGGAUGGCGAUAAUAGUGAUGAUAUCGAACGAUGCUCUGCUCUUUGUGUUCGUCGAGCAUUCCUGUGCUCUCUUCAAAAUAGUCGAAGUAAAUCUAAAAAAAGUCUGCAGUCUCGACAGUGACACGAAGGAUUCUGAAAAAGGCUGUAACUACGAGAUCAUUUGUCGCAGCAUCGAUCUCCAUGGGGAAGCAAUAAUCUUCACUAGCCUCAUCGAUUCUGCUUAUAAUGUGUGUUUGCUAGUAAUAUUAGGAUCAUCUCUGCUGAUGUUGAGCGUGACCCAGCUGCAAAUUCUGAUGCACCUCAACGAGCCUGGGGAACUUAUCAGAUUCGUAAGUUUCGCAGUCGCUCAAAUAUUUCGUCUGUAUUUGCUCAGCGUACCUGGUCAAAAAAUAAUGGAUCACAGUACAUCGAUUUUCGAUUAUGCAUACUCGGUUAACUGGCACGAUUUGACACCGAAACUUCAAAAGUUGUUCAUCUUGAUAAUGAUCAGAAGUCUGAGACCGUGUCACAUAACCGCCGGCAAAAUCUACUUUAUCACGAUGGAAAAUUACAGUGCGAUACUGCGGACGUCCAUGUCAUUCUUUACCGUCCUGUCGUCGUUACGUUGAAAUUAUAAAUCGAUGAAAAAAAAGGUUUUAUUCAUUUAUGGCAACGGAAUGGAUAUGCUCAUGUCUCAAAAGUUGAGUUCUAUGUAUAAAUACACUCUGAUAAUUGCGUUACAAUGUUGCUAUCAAUUAACCAAAUUACCCACUAG